CUGUGGAAAAGCAGGUGUGAUUCAUGAAUAAACUAUAGUUUGCAACCUUAUGGGAUACUGAUGAAACAAAUAGAAUUUUCACAGACAUGGAUAAUACAAGAACACAAGACACUUUUUCACAGUUAAGCCAGGAAAAAAUCCUCAAAAUUAUGAACAUGGUGAAAAAUAAAGAAGUGAGCAUUGAAGGAGCUUUGCAUUUGGCACAGAAAGAGGUGUAUGCUGAAAAGGAUUCACAGGAUUUGCUAACUGGCUCACAAUUUAACUUCAUUAUCUACAAACACAAACACUAUCGGUGGCAGAAACGAAUUUUGCAGAUUGAUUUCAACACAAAGACCAUUUUUAACAUUGAAAAAGGAAUUAUUAAGAAACAGUUCCCUUUCUCACAAGUCAAAGCUUGUGAAGAUACUGAAAGGAGGCGCUUCAGCAUUGUGUUUCAUGGGCGACAAGAUUAUGAGCUGGAAGCAGUGUCUCUUGAUGAUAAAAGGAAGAUAACAUACCUUCUGAGCAGAGUUAUACAGAGCAAUUCGUGCAAGAGACCAGCAGAGUCCUGCUCUGGGAGAGCUGCAGAAUGUGACGUGAUACAUGAAGGACUCCUGGAUUUGCAGCAAAACACUUUUCCAUCCACCGAAUGGGUGAAGUACUUGGUACAACUACGUGAAGGAGAGUUGACUUUAUAUUGCAUAGGUCUGGGAGGAAAGAACAAGACUGCAGACCCUGUAACAAAUACAAUUAAUUUGUCAGGUGGUAAUGUGAGUGUCAGCAAGGAGAAUGGAUGCAGUACCUUCUCAGUCCAGACCAAAGAACACAAUUAUUUGUUUCGAAUACCCUUUACUGUCCAAAGGAACAGGGCAGAGGAUGUUGGCAAGCUCCAGAAUGAGUGGGUGUCUCUCAUAGAACGGUACUGUCAGCUGUGCGAGGGUGCCUCACUGCCUCAGGAGGGAUCUCAAGGAUGCACCUCCUCCGAAGCUGAUUACGAGGAUUUUACUGUACCUCUGAAUGAACAGAAAGAAGAGGCCCUCUACUUUGGUGUGAGUUCUGCAACAGCCAGUCUGAACAAGUCUUCGAGCCCCCAGACAAAGCCUGCGGAGGGGGAAGCAGCCCCAGCAUCACCAUCGCUUCCACUUGCCCUAAGUAAGGCGGAGGUACCGCCAGCCCCGCCUGUAUUCCCGCAGCCCCCCAGCCUCUCUCCAUCGACAAAGAGAACCAAAGCCUUUCACUGGGAUGUUGUUCCUUAUGAUAAGAUUCAAAAAUCUGUCUGGGGAUCAUGUGAUCCAUGCAAGAAAAAAAUAGAUGUAUCCAGACUCUGUGAUCAGUUCCAGAUCCAGGACGUGGCGGUAUUUUCGGGCAAUGAACCUUCAGCGAAUCAGCACAUCAUGUUAGAUCGAAAAGUCGCGCAUAACUUCAGUAAGUUUAUUAAUAAGGACUGUGUGUUCCUGUCUGGAAGCCUGGGAUACAUGCCAACACCAAAAGAUGCAGAAAGGUACCAGUCAUUCAAGGGGUCUCCUUCCCAGCUGCACGUGGUCGAUCAGUUUAUGCUAGAGAUGUGUAAAAUCCCCCACUUAGGCCAGAGGCUGGAUCUCCUGCUUACCAUACGUGAGCUCCCUGUGAGCAUGAGAGAUUUGGAGCCUCUAAUAAACCAGAAAAUCCAAGCGAGUAAGCAGCUGCAAUCCAGCCAGAAAUUUGUCGCUGUCUUGGAGUACAUUUUAGCCAUUGGGAACCAUUUAAACGAAAAGGCUGGAAAAGAGAAGGCUAAAGGAUUUCGAUUGUCAUCUUUGGCCAAAUUACCUCUGUUGCGGGGUAAGGAGAGGACAUUCACCUUGCUUCAUGCCCUUGUGGAACAGAUCUUCUUACAUGAGCCUGAUCUGGCCAAAUUUUCUCAGGAGUUGACAGAAUUUGAAGCUGUUCCUGAUGCUUCUAUGAAGGGCCUCAGUGCUGAAGUUGAUGUUUUAAAAAACGAAUUGGAAAACGUUAUUCAGUGCAAGCGGCUUAUUAAACCCAAAACAAUCAAGGCAAUGCCCCAGGAGUCACAGUUCUACAAGGAACUAAAGGAUUUAAUUCAGAAAUAUGAAGGGGAUCUAUCCCAGCUGUCAAAAAGAUGUGAUGAAAUGAAGAAGCUUUAUAGCAACAUACUGGUAAAAUUUGGGGAGCCGCAAGACCUGGACUCUCAGGAGCUCUUUGGAUGGAUAUCUUCAUUCAUUAGUGAGUUUAGGAAGGUCUGUGCUGAAGUCAUGCCACAAGGACAAGACAAAUCUUAUAAAGAG
Molecule: messenger RNA, 2261 nt
Organism: Balearica regulorum gibbericeps (East African grey crowned-crane)
Lineage: Eukaryota; Metazoa; Chordata; Aves; Gruiformes; Gruidae
Source: RefSeq, a predicted model, not a curated record